AUACGAUAUGGGAAGGCAGGUGAAGUCUUCAUUCAUAAGGACAAGGGCUUUGGCUUUAUCCGCUUGGAAACACGAACCCUAGCGGAGAUUGCCAAAGUAGAACUGGACAACAUGCCACUCCGUGGAAAGCAGCUGCAUGUGCGCUUUGCCUGCCACAGUGCAUCCCUUACAGUCCGAAACCUUCCUCAGUAUGUGUCCAGUGAACUGCUGGAGGAGGCCUUUUCUGUGUUCGGCCGGGUGGAGAGGGCUGUAGUCAUUGUGGAUGAUCGAGGCAGGCCCUCAGGAAAAGGCAUUGUUGAAUUCUCAGGGAAGCCAGCUGCUUGGAAAGCUCUGGACAGAUGCAGUGAAGGCUCCUUCCUGCUAACCACAUUUCCGCGACCUGUGACUGUGGAGCCCAUGGACCAGUUAGAUGAUGAAGAGGGACUCCCAGAGAAGCUGGUUAUAAAGAAUCAGCAGUUUCACGAAGAACGAGAACAGCCAGCCAGAUUCACACGGCCUGGCUCCUUUGAGUGUGAGCAGGCCAGGCGCUGGAAGGCACUUACUGAGAUGGAAAAGCAGCAGCAGGACCAAGUGGACCGAGACAUCAAGGAAGCUCGUGAGAAGCUGGAGAUGGAGAUGGAGGCUGCUCGCCAGGAGCACCAGGUCAUGCUCAUGAGGCAGGAUUGGAUGAGGUGUCAAGAAGAACUUCGGAGGAUGGAAGAGCUGCACAAUCAAGUGCAAAAACGAAAGCAGCUGGAGCUCAGGCAGGAGGAGGAGCGCAGGCGCCGUGAGGAAGAGAUGCGGCGGCAACAAGAAGAAACGACGCAACAACAGCAGGAAGGAUUAAAGGGAACCUUCCCUGAUGCGAGAGAGCAAGAGAUACGGAUGGGUCAGAUGGCUAUGGGAGGUGAUAUGGGCAUAAACAACAGAGGCGCCAUGCCCCCUGCUCCUGUGCCAGCUGGUACCCCAGCUCCUCCAGGACCAGCCACUAUGAUGCCAGGUGGAACCUUAGGGUUGACCCCACCAACAACUGAACGCUUUGGCCAAGGUGCUACAAUGGAAAAAAUUGGGGCAUUUGGUGGAACCCCUCCUGCGCUCAACUGUGCAGCUCCUGGAGCUGAAUUUGCUCCAAACAAACGUCGCCGAUACUAA
Messenger RNA from Budorcas taxicolor (takin), 1131 nucleotides. RefSeq names its product non-POU domain-containing octamer-binding protein-like. Gene Ontology annotation, molecular function: RNA binding. Gene Ontology annotation, cellular component: nucleus. The annotation marks the transcript as partial. The record is from RefSeq and is a predicted model, not a curated record. The transcript has a single exon. Gene Ontology annotation, biological process: regulation of DNA-templated transcription. Lineage: Eukaryota; Metazoa; Chordata; Mammalia; Artiodactyla; Bovidae.